This is a messenger RNA of Thyridium curvatum, 891 nucleotides long. RefSeq lists its product as uncharacterized. Bases 1 to 891 code for a protein of 296 amino acids. The transcript is spliced from 5 exons. Gene Ontology annotation, molecular function: oxidoreductase activity, acting on the CH-OH group of donors, NAD or NADP as acceptor. NCBI's taxonomy places the organism in Eukaryota, Fungi, Ascomycota, Sordariomycetes, Thyridiales, Thyridiaceae. The record is from RefSeq and is a predicted model, not a curated record.
AUGUUUGUUAGAACACAAACAUAUCCGACCACCCAGCUACCGUGUUGUAACAACCUUGAAGACAUUGCCAAGGAAGGCGCUUUUGACAAUGCAGUACAAUCCGAACCUGCCUUCGACUUUGUCAUUCAUACUGCGUCCCCAUUUCCAGGCGUAGUCAAGGACCCGGUAAAAGACGUCUUAGACCCGGCUAUCCGAGGCACAGUUGGUAUCCUGGGCUCGAUCAAAGCCCACGCACCCAAGGUGAAGCGUGUCGUCAUCACGUCCUCAUUUGCAGCCAUUGUCAACACCGCGUCUCCUCCCAAGGUUUACGACGAGUCGUCGUGGAAUCCGAUCACAUGGGCAGAAGCUGCGUCAGACCCCUCCAACGCAUAUCGCGGGAGUAAGGCAUUGGCAGAAAGAGCCGCCUGGGAUUUCGUACAAGAACAGCAACCAGGUUUUGAGCUCGUCACAGUAUGCCCGCCACUCGUGUAUGGACCCGUGGCGCACCAUCUUGCCAGCCUUGACACCCUCAAUACAUCCAACACGCGGAUCCGAGACUUCAUUCAGGGGAAGGUUGCAGGGCCUCAGCUGCCGCCCACAGGAACAUUCCUGUUCGCAGACGUGCGGGAUCUUGCCCAGGCGCAUGUGAAGGCACUCGAGGCUCCCGAUGCGGCUGGGAAGCGUUUCUUCAUUACCUCAGGUCACUGUUCAAACAAGGCCAUAGUGGAUGCCAUUCGCAAGGCACACCCCGAACUCGAGGAGCGACUGCCUCGUGAGCCCAUCGACGACUUCCCUGCAGAUGUCUACGGUUACGACAAUUCAAGGGCCCGGGAAAUCCUCGGAAUCAACUUCCGGACGUUGCAGGAGUGCAUAGGGGAUACUGCUGACUCUCUGCUCAGAUUGGGUGCUUGA